Messenger RNA from Vavraia culicis subsp. floridensis, 599 nucleotides. RefSeq lists its product as uncharacterized. The coding region runs from base 1 to 579 and encodes 192 amino acids. Lineage: Eukaryota; Fungi; Microsporidia; Pleistophoridae. The transcript has a single exon. The record is from RefSeq and is a predicted model, not a curated record.
AUGAACGGUUUGCUGUCAUUUCUUUUCGGUAUUUCAUCGAUUUUCUGCCUAAGCCACGAUUUAAUAUUUGAAAAAGGUGAGAGUGAAACAUUCUGGGAACAGUUAGAUAGCAAUGAUUAUCAGUUGACGGUUGAGCUAUCUAUUACAUCACCGGAAAAUGCAUCUCUGCGAUACCGUAUAGUGGAACCGAACAAUUCCAAGAGAUUUGCGACGUAUCAGGAUGUACCUGCUCGUAUGGCUCCCUCUAAGUUUACUGGUAAAGGUUUGUAUGGCAUAGAAAUUUUCAAUUUUGAUGCCAAGCCGGUCCUGUUCUCUUUGUCGACCUAUGUUGACAAGGAAGUGGAAGUUGAUGAAAACACGACGUAUAUUAAAAAUAUACUGGAGAAGUUGAAGAUGGACUUGAGAAACUUGUACAAUUCUAGCAUGCAAUUGAGUGUUGACAAGCGUAAUAUCAUUAGAGAUGCCAAGAAGUCGAGAACAAAGCUGAUAUGGUUGUGUAUAUUGCCUUUAGGCUAUGUUGCGGUCGGUGUUGUUAAGUACAGAAUGAUGAAAAGUAUGUUUACCCCGAAAAAAAGGUAAUUAAAGGUAUUUUUACGUGA